GUUUGCUGUUCGCACAGGAAUCGCGAAGAUGAGAAUGAUCAUGAGCGUCUGCGUUGGCAUUAGCGCGAAACAAACGGUCGGUUUGCGGACUAAAUCUUUCUGUGACCGCUACGAGAAUACCAAUACGUCGGUUGGUUGUGAUGUUUUCAUCUUACACAGGAUGUCUCUGUUAGUCCUCGUAGCACUCAAGAACGCUCAGCAUCAGCCCUGUACUCCACAACGCGUCGGACUGUGGCAUGAUCCUCGGUCAGCCUUCCCGCAAUAAAAAGUUCGGUUGGACGAGGCCUGCUACAAUUUGAUGUCGUUCAGUACAUACUUAUCGGUCUUGUCGUGGUCUUUCGGUUGCGCGUUCUGUGCAUAGUGGCGAUUUCUGUUGUUCCAGAUUUUUGAGGAUUUUUACGUCAUUUUCGUCGUGCCGUGUCGGUCUGAGUUUAUUUUUGAAACUGCCAGAGUCCUCUCUAUGUUUAUCUGCUUUCUCUUUCUGUCUCUCUGUCCGAUCGUAGCAGCUUCUUUCCAUCAAAAAUCCAGUGGUGAAUGGCAAUCUUUCUUUGACCAAAAGUCCCAAGAUGUCUAGCACCCAUUUUGAAUUGUUACUCCAAAUAACAUGAGGAUUGAAUAAAUACCUGUGCACUGUUUUCGUUUUCCCAAUCUUGUUUUCUGCAUUUCUUAUUCCCUCGCAGUAUCACAUUCACAGGGAAGAGCAUUCUCAGUUCUUCAGGUACACAUCGACCAGCACGAGAACGUUUUUGAUCCACCAUGUCUGCGGCUGAAGACAAGGAAGUGAGUGCCGCCGCGGACGGACGCCUAAAAAACGCCUUUAACUCUGCGGAACUCUCCUCCCACACGCCAGAGCAGGUCGAUUCCGGUCUUCAUCUUGCCGACGAAACUCACCUCCCUGGGCCGGCGAGAAGGCCUACCGCGUUUUCCGGCGGCGGUGCGUCAUCUGCGAGGAUUUUGUCAAAAAAGCAAGAUCCUCACGCUGAGACUUCUUCGGCGGACGAAGCAAGAACCGCUCAGCACUUUCAUCCCGGCGAAGGUGACCGUGCAGAUGAUGACAUUCGGCCUCGGAAGUUGGCGCGGCGCACCAGUCCGAGUUCCUGGAUAAACUACUCAACAAAGGACCCGGCCUCCUUCCUAACGAAGGCCUUUGGUUUCGCACUCGGAGACGAAGCGCAGCCUCCCGUGUUACGUCCAGGUCUGCAAGAAGAUGAACAAGAAACGACCCAAGCGCCUGUUUAUUUGCCAGAUCAUGUUGACCGGGUCGAUGCUGAGGACAACUCACUGGCAGGAGGACCUCAAGAGCGAUCUUCACCAGGGCGGGGAGCAGAUGAAGAUCCUCAGCGCAUGCAAAUUUCAGGUGGUGAAGAUUCUUUGAAGUCUAUGUCUACCUCCGCCAUCAACGGGAUGGUGAAAAGAACCGUCUCGCACGACCAGCAGCAGCAGUUCUCCGUCGGCCAAGUCGUUUACUCUGGUGUCUCUGACCACAUGUUGCUUUUCGGCGUUCUGGCGCUGUUUGUCUCCUUGUACGUUGUGCUUCGGAGAAUGUUGAAAGUUUUCUGCACCCGAAAAAUGCUGCAAACACCGCCGACAAACAUCAAAUUUGGCACGGCGGGCCCAAAGAGCAGGUUCGCGAAGUGUAAAAACCUGAACCCUAUCAACUUCGGCCCGUGGAAGAAACGGCAAAUAAAUAAGUCGAUCAGCUUGAGCGAAUCCGGCUCGGACUCUGAGUACGACCUCUCUGAAGCGGAGCAUUAUUCGCCCGUGUAAGUUGUAGCAGCUUCUUCGUUGCGGCGUUUCUUGUUGAUGUAGUGAAAAAAGAUACAAAAGCUGCUCUGUAAAGUAAUGCUGUUGCUGAUGAAUGUGUGUAGUUUCCAAUUCCCUCCUUGAUGUAUCAUUCACGAGCUGGAAGUGGAAAUGAAUUCGAAAACAUCUAUCGAAUCAUGCAGAUAUUUUGAUUGUUGAAACUUUGCUUACACACAAAACUAACUAACAAUCCACAUGUAAAUUCCUUGAAAAACAAAUCUCGGUAUCGCUUUCGUGCAUUUUCUCUCUGUCGUAUUGCUAUUGGUAUUCUCUCCUGCUUUACAAGCCCUAUUUUGACAUUUGUCAAGAUACAAAUGUGCAGGCGCAGCACAUUCUAAG
Messenger RNA from Amoebophrya sp. A120, 2142 nucleotides. The record is from the annotation of a GenBank genome assembly. NCBI's taxonomy places the organism in Eukaryota, Dinophyceae, Syndiniales, Amoebophryaceae.